UUUGACAUCCGAUCUUUUGGUUCGGUGUGAGUUGUGUUUUGAUCAUUGCGUAAACAUUCCGCAAUUUCUGCACCAGAAUUUGCGAGUAAAUUUUUAUAAUAAUUAUUUUGUGAAUAAGUUUCCAUUGUUGAUUGGUACAAAUGUUCCUGCGACCCUUCGAAAUGUUAGCCAACGUGCUACGUGUGAUUCCCAAACGAGCUAUCCACCAAAGUGCAACUUUGCUCAAGGUUGAAGAUCGCAAAGCCAUGCUCGCUUCCGUGCCCAGCAAAGACGAUGGCACGGUCGGUGAACGAGUUAUCGAUAUCGAUGCACUGAUUAACAAAAAAGAUAAGAUCUUCCCGGAUGCCAACACACCGACGACCCUGUUCAAUGGCAUUCCUUUCAACGAGAUUCCGAUCUGCAAUAUCCGAGUGUCGCCGAACAACACCAUCAUCACGAUAUGCGAUGCCAAGGGGGUGCCCCAGUUCAUACGGUCCUGCGGCAUCGAGGGGUUCAAGAAUACCCGCAAGGGGACGAACAUCGCGGCACAAGCCACGGCCAUCAGCAUCAGUACGAGAGCGAUUGAACGUGGUUUCAAGAACGUGCGGGUGACAGUUCGAGGGCUUGGUCCGGGGCGGAUGUCGGCAAUCAAAGGAUUGGAAAUGGCUGGUAUGAAUAUUGUGUCGAUAACGGAUACGACGCGUGUGUCGUGGAAUCCACCGCGACCUCGGAAACAACGGAAACUAUAAAGAAGGUAUUUGCUUUUGCAAAUGUUAUGAAAAUCAACCAGCAUUUCAAUGUUCAUAGA
Molecule: messenger RNA, 787 nt
Organism: Armigeres subalbatus
Lineage: Eukaryota; Metazoa; Arthropoda; Insecta; Diptera; Culicidae
Gene: mRpS11
Product: small ribosomal subunit protein uS11m
Exons: 4
Coding region: 141-728 (195 amino acids)
Biological process (GO): mitochondrial translation
Cellular component (GO): mitochondrial small ribosomal subunit; ribosome
Molecular function (GO): structural constituent of ribosome
Source: RefSeq, a predicted model, not a curated record